This is a messenger RNA of Lutra lutra (Eurasian river otter), 4704 nucleotides long. RefSeq names its product extensin-like. The record is from RefSeq and is a predicted model, not a curated record. Bases 263 to 1321 code for a protein of 352 amino acids. The transcript is spliced from 3 exons. Lineage: Eukaryota; Metazoa; Chordata; Mammalia; Carnivora; Mustelidae.
CGGAGCGCAGUGCUGCAGCGACCCAACACGGGCUCAGGUGCGGGUCCGCGCAUACGCAGAGCCUGGCGCAGGCCGCCGGACAGACGGCUGAGACGGAGGAGAAGCUGUGAAGCCGCACCGCACCCGCGGCGGUCGUGGGGUGGGGGGAGGCCGGCGCACGCGCGAAGCCGCCCAGCAGGGCUGCUCAGAGACGUUAGGGGACGGAAAGCGAGGCCUGCGCGCCCGCGCGCCAGCACGGAGACACCGGCGGCAGCGGAACAAGAUGGUCGUCGGGAAGGCUGAGGGGUGGGCCCUUUGUAGGCGGAAACCCAGGUACAGCGUGUGCUUCCUAAGUGGGCGGGCCAAGAGCCCUCGACGUGAGUUGCCCGGUGCACGCGGGGAGUCCGCGAGAGACUCAGCGUGCCCGAGAGGCGAGGAGGACGGCACUGCGCAGGCGCAGUGUGGCGGCAGGCCCGGCGCAUGCGCGGACUGUAGACCCGUCACGGAGGCCGGCCCUCGGUCCCCCGGCGUGUGUUGCCAGUCUCGGCUGCCCGUCCGGCUUCCGCAGGGGUGGACCUGUGCAAACCGUGUGCGGCCCUCGGCAUGCUGCUCACCGCCUCCCCCGGAGAGCAGUUGUCACCGAGGGGCGAGGUGUCAGAGGCCACACCUUCCGACAGAGUCGUGCCCCAGUGAACGAGGGCCAUGUGCUGCCUGGGCCAGGACCUCCAGCCCCAGCUCGCCCGAAGGGACGGGUGUCGCUGUGAUGCAGGUAUGUCCAGGUCUGCUGGGCUCCCCCCUAUUGCUAUCGCCGCGCUCUCCCCCAUCGCCUGGCUCGCCCCCCAUCGCCUUGCGACCCCCCCCCCCCCCCAUCGCCGUGCUCCCGUCUAUCGCCGUGCUCCCGCCUAUUACUGUGCUCUCUCUAUCACCUUGCUCCUCCCUAUGGCUGUGCUCUCCCUCAUUGCUGGGCUCCCCCCCGCAUCGCUUUGCUCCCCCUCAUCGCCUGGCUUCCCCUUAUCGCUGUGCUCUCCCUCAUCGUCGUGCUCCCCCCAUCACCAUGCUCUCCCUCAUCACCCGGCUCCCCCUCCAUCGCAUCCCCCCCGCCCCCGCUGUCGCCUUGCUUCCCCUGCCAUCACCAGGCUCCCCCUUCAUCGCUUUGCUCUCCCCUCAUUGCAUUGCUCCCCCCCACUGCCGGGCUCCCGUCUCUCUGGUGACCUUUUGUGGUCUCUCGGUCCUCCCUCUGCACUGGGAGCUGCACCUCAUACGGCAUCUCUCUAUACCCUUUCCUGGUCCUGGAGGAGGCAUGGAUCUCUCCUCUGUGGGCACACUGUGCCCCAGUUACUGAGGCCAGUGUGUGUGUGUGUGUGUGUGUGUGUGUGUGUGUGUGUGUACGUACGUACGCUGUGUCUCAUCUAUACUCCAGCCUCUGUUCACCCAAUGCCCGGAGCUCACAGACACAGUAAACACUUGUUGCCUGACGAGCUGAGUGGAUGAGGGAACGAGUAUAGUUUCCUGAGGUUUUGUUGUGCUCAGUACAGGAAAUAGCAGCAAAGCAGGCAACUGCAGAGAAGGAAGCGGCUGUUGGUGCUAUCCAGACAGCCUCCAAGACCAUAGACACACACACAGCAAAGGUACUCGGUUGGUGGUGCUGCUGCAGAGGAGGGGAGUUACUUAAUAAAGAAACGGUAUUUACGUCUUUUUCAAGAUCAGCUUUCUUGAGGUAUAACUUACGUGGCCACUUUACAUGUACAUUUUGACGAACUUGGGCACUUGGGAGCACCCAUGGAACCACGACUGCAGUUGAGAUCUGGAACUUCUCCCUCAUCAGAGAUGUUCCCAUGAGCUCCUUCCCAACCAGUCCCACACGCCUCAGUCCCAGGUGCCUCCGAUUCUCUUGCUCUGCCUGUCGAGAUUUGUCUUGUGGUUCGUGCACCUGCUGCACAGGGAGCCAAUGACUGAGACUCUGGCUUUGAAGCACAGUAAGCUUUAUUAUUGGAAGGGAAGGAGUCAUUCCCAAAGCUGCUUUGCCUUGUUGAAUCUAGGGGUAGUUUACAUAUGAUUGGUUGGGAAUGUGAGUAUGUGAAGGGAAUUUUACGGGUUUCUUGAAACUUGAGGGGGCAGUCUUUUUUUUUUUUUUUAAGAUUUUAUUUAUUUAUUUGACAGAGUGAGAGAGCACAAGCAGGCAGAGCAGCAGGCAGAGUGAGAGGGAGAAGCAGACUCCCUGCCGAGCAGGGAACCUGACGUGGGACUCGAUCCCAGUAUCCUGGGAUCAUGACCUGAGCCCAAGGCAGACACUUAACCAACUGAGCCCUCCAGGCACCCUGAGGGGGCAGUUUUGAAACCACUGAUGGUAAACAUUCUUUCAGACAGUGAGGCGCCGUCUAGGAUUGGUAUACAUCAGAUAGUUUUAAGAAAAAUGUUAUCAUCUGUUUUUUAUCAGAUUUGUAUAAUCAGUUGCAAACAAGGGUUAGAGUGACAGGGACAAAGUCAAUGAUAAGUCAUGCACAGGGCUUAAGGAAACACAAAAGAACAGAACAUGGGGCUAGGUUAAUAAGACAACUGUAGGGGCGCCUGGGUGGCUCAGUGGUUAAAGCCUCUGCCUUUGGCUCAGGUCAUGAUCUCAGGGUCCUGGGAUGGAGUCCCGCAUCGGGCUCUCUGCUCAGCAGGGAGCUUGCCUCCUGUUUCUCUCUGCCUGCCUCUCUGCCUACUUGUGAUCUCUCUGUCAAAUAAAAAAAAAUUUAAAAAAAUAAGACAACUAUAGUACAACUUACGAUUUCAGAACAGGUCCCAGAACCAAGUGUCUGGCCUCACUUACUGUAAUUUCAAAUACAUGGAAUCCUACAGCAGGUACUGGAUUUUGGUUUAUUCGCUCAGCACGUCUCUGCUAUUAACUGAUCCCUUUAUAUUGCUAAGUGCUGUCAGGCAAGUGUUGUAGCCUUCCUGCUGAUGAGCAUAUAGCUGUUUCACAUUUGGGCUGUGGACACUUCCGUUCAGGCCUUUGUGUGGACGUAUGUGUUCUUUUUCUCUUGGGUAAAUUAUUUGCAGAGGAAGCCACCCUGUCAUAUGGUGAGUCUGUGUGUAGCAUCUUAAGCUUCCAACUUGUUUCUGUUAUUGAUAAAUUGGACUUCUCUAUAGUGUAAAGGGGCUCACUAUAAUAAGAUGCCACUAGACCAUGCAGCACAGAUAGAGAUGUGGAGUAUAAAAUGGUAGAGGCACUCUGGGAAGAGUUCUGGCAAUUUCUUACGGAAUUAAGUACCUAUCUACCUUAUGAGUCGGUAAUUCUACUCUUAGGUAUUUAGCCAUGUCUGAAAAGGACUUGUACAAAAAUGUUUACAAUAACUUUGUUCAUGGGGCGCCUGGGUGGCUCAGUAGGUUAAGCCUUUGCCUUCGGCUCAGGUCAUGAUCUCAGGGUCCUGGAAUCGAGCCCCGCAUCAGGCUCUCUGCUUGGUGGGGAGUCUGUCUGCCCCCCCCCCCGCCUACUUGUGAUCUCUGUCAAAUGAAUAAAUAAAAUCUUAAAACAAAACAAAACUCUGUUUAUAAUAACCAAACUUGGAAACAGCCCUUGUGCCCAUGUAGAGAAUGGCUGAAUUGUGUUCUAUCCAUACAGCAGGCGGUUAUUCAGCAGUAGAAGGAAAAGAGCUACUGAUAUGUAGAAUGCAGUCUUAAAGGAGGACAUCACAUGUGAUACCAGUUACAUAAAUCUGACCAAAGAACUCUGGUGGGGAAGAUUCAGGAAAACUGAACAGGUUGACAAUAAGAUAUUUCAAGUAUUUGUUCUAGUAAUUCUAAAAGGCUUUGGAAAUCCUAGCAUGUACCUAUAGUUAGCCACACUUGCUAGUGUGUCCACUGUGUUUUGAUUUUAUUUCAGCUUGUUGUAGUCACCCUGAUGAUCUUGUGCACCAAGCGUGCUCAGACUGUGUGGACCGGUUACUUGAUAAUGAGAAUUGGGGAGAGUCAUUACCUCUUAGAAGAUAUUUGGCGUACUCCACAUCUUAACAUGUGUGUGAGGUUUGUGGGUGAGAAAUGAGGAAGGGGCACUGGUCUUGGGGAGCAGAUGAGGGGCAACUCCCAGAAGUGACCUCACCCCAGUGUGACAGUGAUGGGGGUUUACUCAUGCUGGGAGUGGUGCCUGGGGCUGGGGAGACCACAGGACAACCUCUAGCUCCUACAGACCCUUUGUGCAGAUGGAAGAAUGGCUCCACUGAGGAGAUGGCCAGAAAAUGCGUGUUCACUCCAGGUAGGUGUGCCCUGCUGGGCAAGACAGGGUUAGUCCUUAGGGGCAGAGGCAGACCAAUAAAUGGGUACACAAAGGCUGGGAGUGGUUUCAGUUAGUGCAGAGAGAGACCUGAGGAACGGAGCUGGUGACAAAUGGCUGGUGUGGCAUGAUGGCUGUGAAUGGGAAGCUUAAAAGGUGUAAACCAAUUCGGUGUAGUGGAUGGUUGUUAAUGUCUUCAGUUUUUCCCAUUUUUGCUUUAAUUCAUCCUGGGUCUCUUUUGCUUUUUUGUGGUUGUUUGAUGGGAUCAUUUUGAACUGGAUCAGGCUGGCCAGGGACUAGUCCUACCCAAGUGAUGCUUGUUGGUUGGGUAGGGUGUAAGAGCACAGGAGUCUGCUCUUCUGCCACGGAUGGAGGUGCCAGUCUCCCUUUGACUCCACUCACAGGCCUGGUGGGGUUUUUUUUUGUUUUUAGAUUAUAUUUAUUACUACUUUUUAAUUGUUUUUUAUUUUUUA